Messenger RNA from Talaromyces rugulosus, 1407 nucleotides. RefSeq lists its product as uncharacterized. The transcript is spliced from 2 exons. The coding region runs from base 1 to 1407 and encodes 468 amino acids. NCBI's taxonomy places the organism in Eukaryota, Fungi, Ascomycota, Eurotiomycetes, Eurotiales, Trichocomaceae. The record is from RefSeq and is a predicted model, not a curated record.
AUGUCUUAUAGUCCCAAUCAAACGACUCCCACCUACGAAGCUGGCUACGCCCAUUCAGAGCCACUCGAACCGGAGUAUAACAACGGCACCGGCAACAGCAACAACGCUACGGCGUAUCAAUACGAGACGUAUGCCAUGUGCAACCGCUGCUACACGCAGCAGGACUGUCCUCACAGGCAUACCACCUACCAGCAACAACACGGCCUGAAUACAGGUGGACAUCAUGGUAUGAUGAUGCUGGCACCUACGAUAGUUACUGGGUAUCCAAGACACGACCCUCCGCUGUCCAGCGUGGGAGUGGCUCUCAGUAAUAAUGGAUACAACAAUGUCAACAGGAGCCAGCAGGGGGGCUCGCAGCAGCCAGUUUCUUCGCCAUGGUACAACAACGGCGUCAACAACGAAGUCGUCAGAGUUUCAAAUAUGGCCGUCAAUACACAUACUGCCGAGAUACAGCAGCAGCAACAACAGCAACAGCAACAGAAUCUACCGUACUUUAGCCAGUACACCGGUCUUGGUCUGGAUACGAUGACCAUGGCUGCCUCUGAAGAGGACCUGUUUCCGCACGGUCUUCCUGAUCUUCAGAGAUCCGCUACCGUGGCUCCGAGCGCUCUUGAAAGAUACCGUGCAGACGACCACACAACCACAACCCUACUACAGGCCGAGCAACCACCAGCCAACCAAUCCCAAAGACAUACCACCACCACCACAACCACCCCAUCUCUCGCGACUCCCGCCUCGAGCGCUUCCUCGGCCUCGUCUCCUUUUGUUUCUUCUUCCUCCACCCCGUUCGGACCGAUGAUGCUUCGUACCCAAAAGCCAAAGCCUCCUCAGAUAACAAGCGAAGCAACCUAUCACCGGGCGCUCUACGGCCACGGACCCGAAACCCCCGGCGACCCAUCAUGCGAUCGCGCCGUCGCAAACAGGCAGGUCCUGCCCACAAUCGCCGCCCAGCACGGGCAUCCCGUGUGGCCUCUGGACACCAAGGCCAAAAAGAACACUUACUUGCUAGAAGGCAAGAAACGCGGGCUAUCCUACCGCAAGAUCAAGGAGUUUGGCGAGAUUUCCGACGCAGAGUCGACGCUGCGCGGGCGGUAUAGAAUGCUCACCAAGACCGCGGACGAGAGAGUGCGAAGGCCGGUAUGGGAGGAGAAAGAUCUACAACUCCUUCACCAAGGCGUAAAGCUACACACCGACGGCCGCCAGCGCAGACGCCGCGAAUCAUCGCGCCGUACAUCGAUAGCAAGUAUGUCUGGAUACAGCAGCGAAGAUAGGAACGCUGGUACUGAGCCACGAAUCUCGUGGAAAGGGGUCGCCGAGUAUAUCACUCAAAACGGGGGCUCGUACAAGUUUGGGUAUGCGACUUGUAAGAGGAAGUGGGAGGAGCUCAAUUCUCCGGACGAUUCGUGA